This is a messenger RNA of Trematosphaeria pertusa, 1800 nucleotides long. RefSeq names its product beta-lactamase/transpeptidase-like protein. The coding region runs from base 325 to 1800 and encodes 491 amino acids. The transcript has 6 exons. The record is from RefSeq and is a predicted model, not a curated record. NCBI's taxonomy places the organism in Eukaryota, Fungi, Ascomycota, Dothideomycetes, Pleosporales, Trematosphaeriaceae.
GCUCUCCUCGCUUACCUUCUCGUUUUGAUCGUCGCCGUGGUCGUGCCUUUCGUUGCGUCCGUGUGUGUGCCGGACGUCCCGCAGAAGUUGCUCGCCGAUCCGGCAGUGCUGCAACACCCAGCAGUCACUUCAGCGCUCGAAACAAUUGAGCAGAGCUUGAGCGAACUAUUCAUUAGUACCACUCGCGAUGGACUGAGCUUCGCAAUCGUGCACGCCUCUACACCCGAGAAAGUCUUCGCAUUCAACAAUGGCACCCUCAAGAACAACGAGACUUUUCUGAGCAGUGCCGAGAAUGCCGUGACAAGCGAUUCAAUAUUCCGCGUGAUGUCCGUCUCGAAGAGCUUCGCGGUAUUUUCAGCACUGCUCGUGGAGAACCUCAGCAAGUUGCAUCCGAGUUUGCUUCCAGGAUUGACGUUGGAUACGCCGGUCCGACUCGCUCUCCCGCAGUUUGGACUGCCUGCGGAAGACUGGGAGGAUGGCGGACGGGAUAUUACUCUACGCAUGCUCGCAAGCCACAGUGCCGGAAUCCCGAGAGAAGGAUAUAGCACGGACUUCAAUAUGGUCACGGGGUUGGGGAAAGCCGAUGCUGAGACGAUUGGUGCUGAUUGGGCCGGAGCUACGCCUGAGGGGGUUAUUGAAGUCGUUCGGAAAACGAAUCUCAUGUUCGCACCUGGCCAAAGAGCAGCGUAUUCAAACGCCGGCUUAUCGAUCCUGGGAAGUGCAGUCGUGAACUAUUACAAUAACCUCACGGGCUCUGACUUGAUCUGGAGUCAGCUUACCAUGAAAGAGGUCUUGGCUCCGCUUAACAUGACGCAUAGCUUCUUCGGGCCCGUACCACAGGAUCUGAUACCUGAUGUCGGUGUACCCGGUGGUGAAAACUGGGCGGAUCUCUUGGUAGGAACUGGCUACGACCCCGUAGCCGGGAUGUGGACUUCGGCGAACGAUCUCACUAAAUAUCUCCACAACAUAUGGCUCCGCCCCGACCCCCCACCCCUCAUCACCGUUCCACAGCGUCGCCACUCACUCAAGCCCGAUCUCGCACUCCCAGACGGAAAGCAGCUCGUAGGCGCCGGAUGGGAAAUCGAUCUCUUCGAUGUACCAACCGCCAAUAGCACCCCAGGAGCUAACAAGACUUACUACACCUACGGCAAGUCUGGAGACGGCGGAGGCUGGCACGCUUGGAUAGACAUCGUUCCAAACCUGGGCUACGGCACUGUCAUUCUCUCGCAGCAGUCUGCGUUACCGGACUACAUUCCCAUCUCACCGACCAGCAUACGCGACUCCGUGCAAGCCUUGCUUAUUCCAGCGUUCGCUAAAGCGCUAACCGCUCGGAUGGGGGAACGGUUUGCGGGAUGGUACGCGGACGGCCGCGAUGCAGGAGAGAUGUCAGAGGAGGUACAAACUAAUGGCACAAACACAACUACGUACGCGAAGACCGAGCUCCAAGACCAGAUACUGUACUUGCGCGAUCUCGUCAUCAACGGCUCCAGUGCGCUAGAGGGUCUAGACCGCCUGGGUUGGACCGCGGACGAUCAAUCGAGGUACUUCUCCACUCCGGCAGGAGUUGCGCUUACUCCUGCAGAAGGCGCAGGUGAGAAUGCGCAGUUUGGCUCGCGAGCUCAGGUGUGGAGGAUGAUGCUGCCGGGUCUGGAGGUGUGCGACUGGUUUGAUUUUGAUGGUUAUAAGGACCAGAGCGGUUGGUCACUAAGUAAAGUUGUUCUGGUUGAGAGUGAGAGUGGGAAUGGUGUUGAUUUGCAUUAUCCGCCGUACGACAUCGUCCUCUCUAGAGUGAGGGGCUAG